AUGUAUGAUUCUCAGACCGUUAACACAAUUCAUGGAUGUGUGUUACUCAGACCGUUAACGCAAUUCAUGGAUGUGUGUUACCCAGACCGCUAUCGCAAUUCAUGGAUGUAUAAUGCUGAGAGCGUUAAUUACAAUUCAUGUAUGUAUGAUUCUCAGACCGUUAACACAAUUCAUGGAUGUAUGAUUCUCAGACCUUUAACACAAUUCAUGGAUGUGUGUUGCUCAGACCGUUAUCGUAAUCCAUGGAUCUAUAAUGCUGAUAGCGUUAAUCACAAUUCAUAG
Messenger RNA from Brugia pahangi, 282 nucleotides. The record is from the annotation of a GenBank genome assembly. Lineage: Eukaryota; Metazoa; Nematoda; Chromadorea; Rhabditida; Onchocercidae.